CCUCUGGUUCAAUGGCAUGCGGCUGAAUGGCUGAUGUAACAGGAAUUCCCUCUAUCCGUGUGCGGUGUGCUGCGUCUGCGUUGUUCCCUCACAAGGCGAACAGGGUCUGGAGGGAGGGGCAAGGGAGCCACUACAUUGUACAUGGCAUUGUAGAUUGAGUUGGAAGUGGUAGAGCAGCUGGAGGUUCACCUGCACUCCUGUUCCAUUCCAUCUCUUGGAGGUGGUAAAGGUUCAUCAGACUUGGAAGUGUGAGAGAGCAGCCAUGAAGAGCAGAGGUUUGCGGCUGCUCUGCUGCGUGGCAGCGGUGGCCGCGCUCCUCUCGGAAGGAGGCCAGGCUGCCGCUUAUUAUUACGUGCCGUCGCCGGGGCCAGCUCCGGCGCCUGCCGCCUCCCCCGCGACGAACUCCUCUGCUUCUCCUCCACCAGCCCAGCCCACCACCUUCCCGACGUACGGCGUCACCCCCGGCAGCCUCCAGCCCCAAGAGUGCGGCGGUCGGUGCGCGGCGCGGUGCUCGGCGACGGCGUACCGGAAGCCGUGCCUCUUCUUCUGCCGCAAGUGCUGCGCGGCGUGCCUGUGCGUGCCGGCGGGCACCUACGGCAACAAGGCCUCCUGCCCCUGCUACGACAACUGGAAGACCAAGCGGGGAGGACCCAAGUGCCCCUAGGCAGCCGUGUGGCGGCCGUCUCCCUCUCAUAUAUGAGACCUUGCAGCUAGUUUCUUCAGUUCAGUUCAAUCCUGACGGGCAAGCUCCGACCGAGAUUGCUGCUGAAGUGUUGUGCGCCGGGGUUUGACCGUUUGAGCGCUCAUGCUGCUUGUCAUCGUUGCUGCAUAUGUAGGCAUUUGCACACCGAUAACCGAUCGAUGGAGUGCCGUUUGGCUUAUGGUUCAGUUUCGCUUAAAUC
Setaria italica (foxtail millet) is the source of this 902-nucleotide messenger RNA. Its product is annotated as protein GAST1. The transcript has 4 exons. Lineage: Eukaryota; Viridiplantae; Streptophyta; Magnoliopsida; Poales; Poaceae. The record is from RefSeq and is a predicted model, not a curated record. Bases 263 to 664 code for a protein of 133 amino acids.